This is a messenger RNA of Anguilla rostrata (American eel), 5310 nucleotides long. RefSeq names its product Sin3A-associated protein b (gene sap130b). The coding region runs from base 466 to 3642 and encodes 1058 amino acids. Lineage: Eukaryota; Metazoa; Chordata; Actinopteri; Anguilliformes; Anguillidae. The record is from RefSeq and is a predicted model, not a curated record. The transcript has 21 exons. Gene Ontology annotation, cellular component: Sin3-type complex. Gene Ontology annotation, biological process: negative regulation of transcription by RNA polymerase II.
GGAAGAAAGGAAUUCAAAUAGGGCGGGUUCGCAUUGAACCAAAGAGAUUCGCCUUUGUGGCCAUUUCUCUGGAUACAUAACAAGGCCCUAGUUGAUUGGUUAUUCUGUUUCCAACACGCGCCCUUCGAAAUGUUAUCUGCUAUUGGUCAACUCAGAAUCAUUUUUCUUUUGAUUGGAUGUAAAUCUGUGCGGUUUUCGCCGAGAGCAGUCCUCUUCCGGUGUGACUCAUUGGUGUUGUUGAAGAGACGGAUGGAGAAGACUGACCCCGCUAAUACGGUUUAUGAUGAGUUGGGCUGUUUGUUUUAAAAGCAGAUAUUGUUGUACGGCAAACUGAAAGAAUAAAGUGAAAUCGAUGAAAAGUAAAAGGACUGAACAAUCACCCGGAAUACAUAUACCUGGAACAUUUCAGCAUAUCUGACGAAGAACGAAGCUAAAAAGAUCAUUUACGAAAUAAAGUUUGCCAACAUGAGCUCCCAGCAGUUUCCGAGGUCCGGAGUACCCGCCCCUGGCCUAGGACAAGCCCAAAUGCAGGGAGCCACCACUACCAUGGUGCCUGGAACCCAGUCAAACAUAGCGGGGAGCGAGGACGGGUGCAGAGACGGCGACCACGGGCCACGUGACCACGCCCCCAGCGGAGGAGCGGCCAUGCCUUUCCGUGACGAGAAGCAGGAGACCGUGGUGGUCCGGCCCUACCCGCAGGUCCAGGGCCACGGGCAGCCUUUGACUCUGCCCCAGCACCUGAUACAGCCCGGCACCCCUGUCACCGUGUCUGCCCCGCCCGCCCACCUCACCCAAGGCCUGCCCCUGGCCUUCACCGAGGGACCCAUGAAGUCUGCCCUGAAGACGCCCAUGCCCAGCAGGCUGAUCGCCCCGGCGCCAGCCUCCAGCCAGGGCCACCUCGCGGUGCCGCCCAAGGUGCCCGGCCACGUCACCGUCACCAUGGAGAGCAGCAUGCCUCAGACCUCCGCCAUCCCCGUGGCGACCAUAAGCGGCCAGCAGGGGCACUCCAGUAACCUGCAUCACCUCAUGGCCACGAACGUGCAGAUCAUCCGGAGCAGCACGCCGGCCCUGCAGAUAGGCUCGUCCCCGGCCCCUCCGCACACCUUCACCUCCCAUUUACCCAGAGGUGCCGCCGCCGCCGCCGUGAUGUCCAGCUCCAAAGGGCCCACGGUCCUGCGGCCGGCCGCGGGGCCCAGCACGGGGGCCGGCCAGCCCGCCGUCCCGAACUUCAUCCACCAGCCCAUCCAGUCGCGCCCCGUCGUCACCACGUCCACGGCGGUGCUCCCCGCCGUGGUGGCCCCCGUCUCGGCCACCCGGGCCCAGUCCCCCGUCAUCACCACGGCCGCCACGCACUCCGCGGAGAUGGUGCACGGACGUCCCGGCCUGGCCAUGCACCCUCCCUCGACCACCAUCAGCAUACAGCGGCCCCCCUCCUCGCGGGACACCGCCACGCGCAUCACCCUGCCCUCCCACCCCGCCAUCGGGGCGCAGAAGCCCCAGCAGCCUCACACCAUGACGCAGAAGCCUAUUUUUAGCACUGUGACUCCUGUUGCUGCGGCGACAGUGGCCCCCAUCUUGGCCACCAACACUGUGCCAUCCCCCACGACUACAGGGUCCGUGCCCCACACGCAGAUGACUGCCAGUAACAUCGUCACCAUGACGAUGCCUUCUCAUUCGUCCCACGCCACGGCGGUGACCACCUCCACCAUCCCCGUGGCAAAAGUAGUGCCUCAGCCGAUUGCCCACACCUCGCCCCGAAUCCAGCCGGACUACCCCGGGGAGAGGGGGAACCUCAUCCCAAUCUCCGGCCACCGCUCCUCCCCAAACCCCGUCACCAUGGAGGCCCGCAGCGACAACAGGCAACCUGUGCCAGUGCAGUUCCAGUACUUCCUGCCCACAUACCCCUCCUCUCCGUACCCGCUGACACACACCUACACGCCCAUCACCAGCUCCGUGUCCACUAUACGCCAGUACCCAGUGACGCCUCAGGCCCCCAGCUCGGCCAUGCCGGCCCAGACGGGGGUGGGCGUGGCCUCGGCGGUCCACCUCAACUCCAUGCAGCUGAUGACCGUGGACCGGAUCACUCAGAUCAGCACGCAGGGCAUCCAGCCCGCGGCCAUGGCCGCCCAGGGCAUCCAGUCCGCACCGAUCGGGGCGCAGGGGCUGCACACCUCGGCGCCGAUCGGCACGCAGGGCAUCCAGCCGGCGCCAAUCAGCACGCAGCAGCCGCAGACGGAGGCCAAGGCGUCGGUCGUUCUGCCGGACGGCUCCACCCUGGUGGCCAACCCCAUCAAUACGUUCAGCGGCACCCAGCCGGUCACCACGGUGGUACAAACGCACCCCCAGGGAGGCGGCACCGGCGCGCCCACCCUGGUCUCCUCCCCCCGGCCCAGCAUCCUCCGCAAGAAGCCGGCCAAUGAGGGGUCCGCGGUGCGGAAGAGCCUGAUCCCAGCACAGCCAGGCGAAUCCACGAGCCCCAGGCUGGACGGCAGCAUACGGAGCGCGUCUGGGUCCCCACGGCCAGCUGGUGUGAAGCAGAAGCCUGACAUCCACGUGGCCAUCGCUCCCCCGGUGACGGCCGCCGUGGAGGCCCUGCCCAAUCAGAGCGGCGACCACCAGCAGCAGGCCCCGCCCUCGUCGGCCCAGCACCCGUCCCAGGCCGUCCCCGCGCUCCUGGCCGCGGCGGCCGCGCCCCCCUCCCAGCCCGCCGCCGCCGCGCUGUCCGCCAUCCCGGCGGCCGUGGCCGUCACCCCGCCCAUCCCCGCCUCCAUGGCCAACGUGGUGGCCCCGCCCACGCAGCCGGCGGCCAGCAGCACGGCGGCCUGCGCCGUCAGCUCCGCCCUCCCGGAGAUCAAGGUCAAGCAGGAGGUGGAGCCCGUGGACACCUCCCAGCCAGUGCCCUCGGUGACCCCCAGCGCCGCCCCCGCGCUCACCCUCAUGGGGAACUCCCUGUGCGUCGCCGCGGGCGACACCAUCCCCGGCGCCUCGCCCCGCAAGAAGCCGCGGAAGCAGCAGCACAUCAUCUCCACCGAGGAGAGCGAGAUGAUGGAGACCAACAGCACGGACGAGGAGAAGGUCACCGCCCGGCCCCUCAGCAUCCGGCCCGAGAAGCGCAAGUCCCCCCCAAAGGAGUACAUCGACGAGGAAGGCGUCCGCUACGUCCCGGUACGCUCGCGCCCGCCCGUCACCCUGCUGCGCCAGUACCGCAACCCCUGGAAGGCCGCCUACCACCACUUCCAGAGAUACAGUGACAUCCGGGUCAAAGAAGAGAAGAAGGGCUCCCUGCAGGACGUGGCCAAUCAGAAGGGCGUGGUUUGCAGGGCGCAGGGCUGGAAGAUCCACCUCUGCGCCGCGCAGCUCCUGCAGCUGACCAGCUUGGAGCAUGACGUGUACAGCCGACUCACCACCCUCCAGGAGGGCCUGAUCCCAAAGAAGAAAGGCGGGUCCGACGACGACCUCCACCGCAUCAACGAGCUCAUCCAGGGUAACAUGCAGCGCUGCAAGCUGGUGAUGGACCAGAUCACCGAGGCCCGCGACGCCAUGAUGAAGGUUCUGGACCACAAGGAGCGGGUCAUGAAGCUGCUCAACAAGAACGGCGGUGCCAAGAAGGUGUCCAAGCUCAAGCGCAAAGACAAGGCCUAAAAAAAAACCAGCCGCCGCCCCGUUUCUUCCAACCUCCCGUCCGUCGGGAGGAAGACGGCGGUUCCCAGGAUCGCGGUUGUUCCGCCGAGCACAAUCACACCGGCCGCCAAAAGAGAAAAAAAACUGAACGAAAGGACAGCGGGGAGACGGCGGGAUUCCGCCUUGGGGGCUCUGGCCGGUAUAGGAACCCGUCGAUUUGUAUUUUUUACCGGACAAAUGGCUCCGCUUCCAUCACCUUAAAAGCCGGACGUUUAGAGAUGGGGCCAAUCCAGACCUUGGUUUCCAUUUCUCCGCCAACGUUGCAUUUCAAUCAAGGAUUUAAAGAGCUUUUGUCCUUUCCUCUUGCCUGCCUCUGUCGGUGACAGAGCCGGUAGCACUUCUUUUGUGGGUGAGGACAAACACCGAAUCUGCCACUGGCGUGAUUUGUAAGCGUUGGAAAGAGCACUAGGUGGUGCUAGCAGUCUUAACUGUUCACCUGAACCUUAAGGAGCCAGCAGCGGACACUGCUGAUCGUCUUCGCCUGGCAAAACUCCUCUCUUCUGAAAGAAGCUUUCCGUGUCUCCGUCUGCCCCAGUUUUGUUAGACGUCUGACAAAUUACCUGUCCCCUUAAUUUUGAAAAAUUCCAGGAACUCAGAUGAGGGUAUUAGGCUUUGAUUUUCAAGUGCUCCCCCCCCCCCCCCCUUUUGCCAAUAAGUAAUCAUGAAACCAUGACUCUGCCACGAUUUGUCCUAGUUUCGGUUUCAUGUGAAGGUUUCAAUUUAAAAUAAAGCCUAGGUUCAGAAGGCCGUGGGGUGUGGCCUGACGUUCUGAACAGAAGCACAGGAACGAAGCAUUGGAAAUGGUCUGUUUUUCAAACUUAACGUGAGGUUGGACAUGCGGAAACCUUUAUGCUUUUGGGCCUCUCCCCUAGAACACUUACAAUAAGCUACACCCAUAGCAUAUUCAUUGGCAAAUGUACUUGGUUCCCCUCCAGAAUCAAUGUGAGCCUUGAGUAUGCCAUGAAUUGGUAACGUGAUGUUGCCGUACACCCGUAUUUGCACUCCCGCUGCUUUCAGAUUGACGUGGAACACCAAAUCAAUAUUGUAUAUUACAUCACUGUUGGCUCUGUUGAGGAGUCGUAUAGCGGGCAGUUGUUUUGGCCCUUUUUGUUCUGUUUUUUUUUCGACAAUACAGGCAGAUUUGCCUUAUAAAGGGAGAUGCUGACUUUGAGGUGAGAUCUGCUUGGUUGUCGAAUGUCUCUCCUUACGAAAGCUGCGUGGGGAGUAUUUCACUGUCAACAGGUGGAUAACAUGAAAAUCAUGUUUAAAAGUAGAAACAUUAUAAAGUGACUAUAAAAGAGAGCAAGAAAAGUUAAAUCUAUAUAAUAGGAAUGCCAAAAAUGAGCAUUUCUUUUUAUGUUAUGUGUUUAAAAAAAGAAGCUAAAUAAAAGUAGGUUUUUUUCGUCUUGUAAAUGAAAAUGAGUUUUAUUCCUUGUUUUUCUUUUGUAUUUUAUUAAGUAGUUCACUCGUACUGUUUUGAAGCAUUUGAUUUUGACUGUGCCCUGUAAUUUUGCUGAUGGUUGGUGUAUGUUUAUGCUGUUGUCACCUUAAAAUCGGAACCUCUGUACAUAGGUUUUCUGUGUCAUGAGAUUAUACUCCCAUUGCUGCAGUAAAAUGCUUUGUACAUUU